Molecule: messenger RNA, 6086 nt
Organism: Neolamprologus brichardi
Lineage: Eukaryota; Metazoa; Chordata; Actinopteri; Cichliformes; Cichlidae
Gene: garre1
Product: granule associated Rac and RHOG effector 1
Biological process (GO): Rac protein signal transduction
Molecular function (GO): CCR4-NOT complex binding
Source: RefSeq, a predicted model, not a curated record
GUGUGAGUUUAUUGACUUGGUUUUGAUAGUGGUCACACAGACAGGGAAUUCGCUGUCAAGAGGGUGGAUGCCUAGAGCUGGAAAUGACCUAGAGGCCUUACAGAUACAUUUGUGCUUUUGUCGCUCUAAUCUGCAUCCGCAGAGAACAGCGAGAUUUGGAAGCACACUUGUUUCCGCGGUGAGUAAUAUCUACCUCAGCCAGCAGACGGGGAGAAACCGGGAAGCUGCUGGAGACUUCUGACAGGCAGACAGAGCUAUCAGCUGGCCGCUUGCUCACUGCCUGCCGUGUCCUGCUUUGUGAAGAGGAUUUGAGACGGACUGGAUCUGUCUGCCCUUCGCCUCCCACUGCUCCUCUGCCAGCCACUGCAAAAGAAAAGACGAAGCCACAUCCUCUGAUUCCAGCAUUUACUUGCUUGUGUGUUGUUUUCUUUUUAAAUUGCCAUUUUCCUUCCGUGCUGUUGACCAGUGUGUCAUUUUCCUCGGAUUCAUUUUUGCUUUCAGCUUUUAAAGGAAUUUUCUACUUUUACUGGCUGAAGCUGGUAUAGGUUUAUAUAUGUAAAUACAUAAGUGUAUAUACUCUGCAUACUGUAUGAAGGAUUUUCCCCCCCAUUCUGAAGGAAAGUUAAUGCACUUUAAAACUCGGCUGUAAUACUUUCCUCCUCUAUUAUGAUCAUUUUGUUUGAAGCUGAAAACAGAGUAUCUGGAGCUGUGUCUUUGCUGUUUUUUAAGCUAGGCAUGAUGAGUUUGCAGCAGGGCUGCAUGUGAGUAUUUUACUCAGCCUGUCGGUUUUUGAUCACCCUUCGGCCUCACCCACUUCUAAGUUGCCUCUCUACAAGGCAUACUGAGAUGAACCUCUGUGAGGUAGAAUCCUUGAGCUGUCUUUAUACCUAACUUGAACAGUUUCAGGGCCGUUGAAUUUGGUGGGGUUUUUUUUUCUAAAAAGGACAAGAACACUUUGUGAGGAAAAAGAAACUACAAACAGGAGCUUCCGGUGCUGUUGCACCACCUAUGUAUUGUUGUAGUGCGCAGGAAAGUAAAAUGGACUACAAGCGUCGCUUUUUGCUCGGCGGGUCCAAGCAGAAAGUGCAACAGCACCAGCAGUACCAGAUGCCUGAGCUAAGCCGGACCCUGAGCGCCUCUCUGGCCUCCUCUUGCUCUGCCUCUUCACCCAUGGGCACUGGGGUAGGCAUGUCUGGCAGCUGCCACCCACCUCCUUCUGGCACCUCUACCGCUGUUGCCGAUAUCCAGCAAGGCAUCUCAAAAUAUUUGGAUGCUCUCAACGUGUUCUGCCGGGCCAGCGCCUUCCUAACAGACCUUUUCAGCAGUGUGUUCAGGAACUCUCACUAUUCCAAAGCAGCUAUGCAACUGAAGGACGUGCAGGAACACGUCAUGGAGGCCGCCAGCAGACUGACAGCAGCAAUAAAGCCUGAGAUCGCCAAGAUGCUGAUGGAGCUGAGCGCUGGAGCCGCCAACUUUAAAGACCAGAAUGACUUCAGCCUGCAGGAUGUUGAGGUACUAGGUCGGUGCUUCCUCACGGUGAUGCAGGUCCAUUUCCAGUUUCUAUCACAGGCUCUUCAGAAGGUCCAGCCCGUGGCUCAGUCUUGCCUGGCUGAGGCUCUUGCCCAGGCCCAAGAGCGCUGUGCCAAUGCCCGCUCCCAAAGCUCUGACCUUGGGCCCCUUACAGAGCUGGAAGAAGCUUCCCGCUCAUGGAAAGGUGCAGCUGAGGCCACAGCGAGGCUGAGAGAGAGGGGCCGGGACGGCUGCCUGGCAGGCAUCCAGGUUCAGCAACUCUUUUGCUCCAACAACACAACCAUCCCUGAGCACCAGCUGAAGGAGCUCAACAUGAAGAUUGACAGUGCUUUACAGGCUUAUAAAGCAGCAUUAGAGAGCCUCGGUCAUAGUGAGUAUGCUCUGAAGGCAGGCUUUCAUCUCAACCCCAAAGCUGUGGAGGCAGCCUUACAGGGUUGUUGCAGUGAGGCUGAGGCUCAGCAGGCGGGCAGGAUGCAGACCACCUCGCAGCCCAUUCAGUGCGAGCUGCCCACCAUCCCCGUGCAAAUUGGCUCACAUUUUCUCAAAGGAGUGUCCUUCAAUGAGUCAGCAGCUGAAAACCUCAAAUUGAAAACGCACACGAUGCUGCAGCUCAUUAAGGAGGCCCUUGGGCAGAACGGAGUGACACCCAGAGAUGACUCUCCUGUCACUGAGGUCCUAAACCAGGUCUGCCCAUCCAGUUGGAGAGGAGCUUGCAAGACAGCUGUCCAGCUACUGUUUGCCCAGGCUGGUCUGGUGGUUGUCGAUACUGCGCAGAUUGAGAACAAGGAGGCCUAUGCUCCCCAGAUCACUCUGGAGGGAUCCAAGGUGGUGGUCCAGGUUCCUUCUACAUGGUGUUUGAAGGAGGACCCAGCUACUAUGUCCUUACUCCAGCGAAGCUUGGACCCAGAGAAGACACUUGGUCUCGUAGACGUGCUUUACACAGCGGUGUUUGACAUCAACAGGUGGAAGGAGAGAAAAGAGCAAGCCUUGCCCACUAUUCAGAUACAGCUACAGAGAGAGAGCCCAGACUAUGGCAUCCCCACAGACUUGCCUCCAGGUACCAGCUCCAAGACCUCUAGUGGACUGCCCAAAACUAUAUCAAAGCUGACUUCCAAGUUCACAAAGAAAGUCUCAUCCAGCUCAAAUAGCGGAGGCAGUUUUUCCAUCCCUAGUACUCCAUCUCGCAGCAUGCUAACAACCAGUAACUCUGAGGACAAGGCAAAAGGCCUGGGCCACAGUGAUGGGAGGCUACAGAGCAUCCUGCAGAUGGGCAGCCUGCCUUGUACCUCUGACUCCACUCAACAAAACCAGCUGGCCAACGGUUCAGUUUCUGAAGACCAGGGGAUGAACUUGCCCACAGACCAAGAGAUGCAGGAUGUCAUUGACUUUCUCUCAGGAUUCAACAUGGGCAAAUCCCAGCAAGCCUCACCCCUGGUCAAGAGGAGGAACUCUGUGGCUUCUGCUAAUCCUGCUGAGCUGAAGCCCCCAAGUGGUCCUUCACAAGCCACCUCAUCAAUCUCUCACAGUGCCCUGCAGCCUCCAGCUCAGACCCUGCCUCAGCCCCAGCCUCAGCCUCAACCUUCACAGCCAGUACAGAAACAACAGCCUCAGCCUAAUCCACAGCCGCCUCCCCCACAGCAACAACAGCCCCAGCAGCAGCAGCAACCCCCUCCUCCACCACCUCAGCAGCCCUCCCCACAGGCCCAGCACCUCUACUACCAGCACCUCCUGCAGCCCAUCACUCAACAACAAGCGCCUCCCCCGCAGCUUCCUCCCCAGCAAACCCCACCCCAGGUCUUACCACAACAAAGAGUGGCAAGCAAGUGGCUGGGCACUUCUGGGCAACAGCCUCCGCCGCAAGGACCCCCAGCAGGGCUAUCACCCCUAGGUCCCAUUGGGCAGUGGGCAUCAUCUGGACUGCCAGACUUGAGCUCAGACCUGUACAGUCUGGGCUUGGUCAGCACCUACAUGGACAGUGUCGUGUCAGAGAUGCUGGGUCAGAAACCCCAAGGUCCUCGUAACAAUACAUGGCCCAACCGGGACCAGAGUGAGGGAGUGUUUGGAGUCCUGGGGGACACAUUGCCCUUCGACCCAGCAGUUGGCUCGGACCCGGAGUUUGCACGUUACGUCGCCGGCGUCAGUCAGGCCAUGCAGCAGAAACGGCAGGUACAGCACAUUCGCCGCCCCAGCAACACGCGCAGCAACUGGCCAAUGCCUGAUGAGCAGCACAGGACCUGGUCCCACCCAGAAUACUUCAACGAGGGUGAUGCUGUAAACAGCGGCUGGUCAGCCAAUCAGGGGGACUCGGCCAGCUCUAGUGACGAGACAUCUUCAGCCAAUGGUGACAGUCUGUUCUCCAUGUUUUCUGGGCCAGACCUGGUAGCUGCAGUUAAACAAAGGCGGAAACACAGUUGUGGUGAGCCUGAGGUGUGCACUCUGCCUUCACCACCUCUCCAUCACAUUGGCGACGAUAGCCAGGACAGCAAAACUAAAACUUGGCCUCCCAAAGCACCGUGGCAACACUCCACCCACACCAACACCAUGCCCAAUCCCAGCUCUUCCUUGUACCAGAUGAACAUCCCUCCUUCUUCCCAGUGGGGCGACUCCAUGCCAAUGCUCCAGUCUCCCGUGUGGUCUACUGCCAGCGACUGCCCCCCCUCCACCGGCAUCUCCUCUGGUUUUCCGUUCACCCAGCAGCAGCAGCAGCAGCAACAGCAGCAACAUAAACCCAUGACCAAGGGCUUUAAAUCCUUCCCCGUCAAGCAUGAGCACAGACCCUCCUACCUUCACCAGUACUGAUCCCGAUCUAAUGUCUAACGAGUCCACGGUGAAGUGCCACAGAGGACCCGUAGCUCUGUUACAUGAGCCACUGAGUGGGCCGAGCUACAGCCAUUACACUCCACACCCCCAGCGAAUUGGAAAAUUUCAAAAGCCUCACAGGCAACGUAAAGUAUACACACUGGCUCGACAUUUUUUUGUAUCUAUAUUUUUCCAUGUCAAACAUCCCCAUCAGAAAAAGAUGUAUUUUGAAGUUUUUCAAACUGCCAUGUUUUAACCAUGAAAGGUGCGCAUGUCGUGCUGGCAGCAGUUAGUCAGGUGGUCGUUUCUCUGUCUGUCGAGCAGAAAUUUCCUCAGACAAGAGCUGGAGACGUGCACAGCCGUCACCCACUUGCUUCUGCAGCUAAAAGUGUGAGUGUGUGUGUGUGUGUGUGUGUGUGUGUAGAGGAGGGUAUUACAAGGGGGCAGGGGCUUAAAAUGCUCUCAUUUUGCCCGUAAUAAAUAUACUGUGUCUACAUAGCUGUAACUGCCAAAUCUCAUGCAAGAUGACCCAGAAUACAGCUACCAUCUACUGUUUCAUAGCUUGUAAAAUAGUGAAGUUGAAAUAUAAAUAUUUAGUACUUUUUAUUAAGAGGCUUUGAGCAGGCUCAGCAUAAAUAUAGUAAGUCACUGCAGAGGUGUAAUUUGAGAGAAAUACACUACUUUUUCAACAACUGACCAGAGUUAAGAGUUAUAGCAGUAACUAUGUGCCAUGUUGGUAUCGAUAGCACUUGCAGAAUAUUAUUUCCAACCAAAGCGUUGUUCGGAAGACGAAUGGUGCUGAAGAGAUGAGUGGCAGUCUGAGAUUAUUGAUCAACAUGAAGUUAAACACCCUAUUGGAUGUGAGCAUUAGGGAACAUCUUCAUUUCCUCUUCUCUAAUUGGCAGUUGUUGGCUCCAGAUUGACACUAACUCCCAUAAACCUAACGUUUCUUCUUUGUUUAAUAACACAAUAUUUUUUGUGUACAAUUAUUGACAGUAUUAAUCUUAUUUUUGUAUUUUCUUACAUGUUAUACCAUACUGUAUGUUAGUAUUCCUGCAGACAUAUUACAUAAAACAUUAUUUUCCACCUCCCAAUAUGUGAAAAAAGCACAUGUUUUUCCUACAGAGUUUAACUACAGCAUCGAUCGAUAAAGGUUACCAAAUAUGCCAUGCUAAACACUAAAACAUUGUGUAACGAGGGUGGGUUUUUUGUUGUUGUUGUUUUGUUUUUUCAAGCCCUUGUUUCCUCCGUUCCUAUGGCAGUGGGCUGUAUUUAAAAGCCCAGAAUGUUAUCUUUUUGUGAUGUUUGCGGAUGCCAAUGUUGCCUGUAUUUAUGAAAUGACACCAUGUUUUCAGAAAACUAACAUACUUAACAUGUUUACAGAGAAUUGUUUGCUGUAUAUACAUAUAAAUAUAUAUCUUUUUAUAGUUAAUGUGCUUUGCACAAUCAAGAUAUAGGGUUUGUUGCUUUUUGUCUGUGUUAUCUCCCUAACUGUUGCAGCCUUUUUUAAGACAUCAGUGCAGACCUUGGACUGUAACUGUUAGCUUCUCAGCUGUGUCAAAUGGUUUACUAGUGGCUUCUAAAAAAAAAAACACAAAAAAAGAGAAAAAUAAUAAUAAAAACAUGUUGCCCUGAUAGAAGAUAUGAAGGGGGGCUGCUUGGCUUAUGUUGCUUAUUGUUCUCUUGAGCUGGCAACUGAAUCUUUCCAAGUGUACCAGCAAUGCAAAAAAUAAAUAAAAAUAACUAGCAAUUCAAAA